AUUUUUUGUUUGUUAUGAACUAACAUGAAUAACAAAAUAUAAAUGAUGAUGAUUUAGUUAUAUCUUCUGAUGAGGAAGAAUAGAUCUCAAAGAUUAUUGAAUAUGAUCCCACAGGUCGUUUUUGCAAGGUAUUUAUCAUCAUAAAUAUUUUAGUAUAAUGAAGAGAUUGGAAAAGGAGCAUACAAAAAUGUUUAUAGAGGUUAUGAUAAUGAAAGUGGAUGUGAAGUUGCAUGGAAUGUAUUUUAAUUAAUGAAUGUUUCUGAAAGUAUAAAUUAUAAAUAAUAAAGAUGAGAGAAGAAGAGCAAAAUAGGAAAUUGCAAUAUUGAAAAGUCUAUAACAUAAGAAUAUUAUACGAUUUGUACAUUCUUGGUAGAGUAAAUCAAAAAAAGAAUUAGUUUUUAUUACUGAAAUAGUUAAUGGAGGUUCGUUGAAAAGGUAAUCUUUUAUAAUUAUUAUAUUUAAAGUUAUAUUCGCAGAAUUACUAAACCUAAAUUAAAAGUAAUACGUUAUUGGUGUAAACAGAUUCUUGAAGGAAUAGAAUUUAUGCAUUCACAAAAUAUUAUACAUAGAGAUUUGAAAUGUGAAAACAUUUUUAUUGAUACUAACAAUAAUGAAUUAAAAAUUGGAGAUCUGGGAUUAUCUAUUUAGUAAAUACUCUUUAUUAAAUAAGAGAAUGCAAUCUCAGUAUACAAGUUCCGUUUUAGGUACUCCUGAAUUUAUGGCUCCAGAGAUAUAUAAUGGCAAUUAUAAUACAAAAGUGGAUAUUUAUGCAUUUGGAUUGUGUAUUUUAGAAAUGAUAACAGGUUUGAAACCUUUUAGUGAAUGUAAAGGAGGCACAGGAUAAAUCAUUAAAAAAAUUAUGGAAAAUUAAAAACCUUAAAGUAUAGAGGCAAUUCAAAAUGAAAAAAUUAAGAUGAUAAUAUUAGAGUAAUUGUAUAAUUUAAUUUAUAGAUGUCUCAAACCACCGGAUGAAAGACCUACAGCUACUUAAUUAUUGAAUUAAUACUUUCUCUCUACUUUAUGUGAUGAUGAUAAUUCACCUGUCUCAAUAAAUGAAUCUAUGAUUGUUCAAAUUAUGAAUGAUAGUAAAAGUAUAAUAUAUCUCUAUAUAUUUAGAUUCCUCUGUUUUAAAAUAUAUUCCUUCUAAAAAUGUAAGUGAAUAAAAAGGAACGAAUAAUUAAAUUAUAACUAACAAUCCAUCUAAUAAGAUUAAUUCCAAUUAUGUAUUACAAGAAAUCAAUCCUAAUUCAACGAAGUAAAGUGACAUUAAAUUCAACAAAUUAAGCAUCGAUACUAAGGAUGAUUACUCUCUUGAACUUCAAUUUAAUAAAUGCUAUAGAGAAUACUAUGUAAGAGUUUUAUUCAUUUUAUUUAGUUAACUCAAAAUGAUGAAACCUUAUUAGAUCUUGAAUAAAGAUAAGAAAAAGAAAUUUAAUUACUCUAACUGAUUCAUAAAUAAUAAAAAAAUGAACUCUAAAACAAAUUAUCUUAAACUUAUAGACCUCCUAUCAUUCCAAGUGGAUCAGGAUUUUUAUCUCCAAAAUCAUUUUUCACAUUAUUCGAAUUUAAUAGUAAUGAUUUACAACAUCAACAAAUACAAAAACUAACUUAUUAAUAAUAGUCAACCUUUACUAAUAAAAGAACAGAUACAUUUAGUUAAGAUGAAGAUGUAAUGAAAAAAAAUGAAUAUAAAAAUUUUAGUAUAAGUGCUAACCAAUCGGUAAUUUAUAUUACUAUUAUAAUAGCAACAAUUAUGUAAAUUUACUACAGACGUUGCAUUGUAAUAGAAGACAGAAAGUAUUAGAAGAACUAUUUAAAGUUGA
Paramecium sonneborni is the source of this 1823-nucleotide messenger RNA. The record is from the annotation of a GenBank genome assembly. Lineage: Eukaryota; Ciliophora; Oligohymenophorea; Peniculida; Parameciidae.